Aspergillus clavatus NRRL 1 is the source of this 1635-nucleotide messenger RNA. Its product is annotated as putative MFS multidrug transporter. Gene Ontology annotation, biological process: transmembrane transport; basic amino acid transport. The record is from RefSeq and is a predicted model, not a curated record. The transcript is spliced from 6 exons. NCBI's taxonomy places the organism in Eukaryota, Fungi, Ascomycota, Eurotiomycetes, Eurotiales, Aspergillaceae. Gene Ontology annotation, molecular function: basic amino acid transmembrane transporter activity. Gene Ontology annotation, cellular component: fungal-type vacuole membrane. The coding region runs from base 1 to 1635 and encodes 544 amino acids.
AUGUCUUCCGAGAUAGCUCCGACAGAGACUUCCCCUCUGUUGGGACCGCAGACCGGCAAUGCUCCUAUUACUGGUGCAAUCUCCAACAAUGUCCUCCGAGAUCCCGAGGCGGAUUCAUACAAGGAUGACUUAGGACCGAGAUAUAACCUUCGAUACAUUGUCCCUGCCGUCUCUAUUGGGGUUUUCCUUUCCGCAGCUGACCAAACCAUCAUCAUGGCUAGUUACGGUCAGAUCGGAUCGGACCUGAAAGCUCUCAAUUUGACCAGCUGGGUGGCCACUUCGUAUUUCAUCACGCUGGCAAGCUUUCAGCCAUUGUACGGAAAACUGUCCGACAUAUUUGGCAGGAGAACCUGUCUCUUGUUCGCAUAUGUUAUUUUCGGACUCGGAUGUUUGUUCUGCGGUCUGGCACGGAAUAUUCAUGAAUUGAUCGCCGCUCGUGUUUUCCAAGGUAUCGGAGGCGGCGGUAUGACCACUGUUGUCAGCAUCCUGAUGAGUGAUAUCGUUCCUCUUCGGGAUCGGGGAGUGUGGCAAGGCGUCAUCAAUAUCAUCUAUGCCACCGGCUCGGGAACGGGAGCUCCUCUAGGUGGCAUACUAGCAGAUUACAUUGGUUGGCGAUGGGCCUUCCUCGCUCAAGUUCCACUCUGUAUCCUUGCAUUCCUAGCCGUCUCAAUUAUGUUGGACUUGCCUGCUGAAGAAGACAGCCACUGGAAGACCAAGCUGCGCCGUAUCGAUUUCCCCGGAGCUCUUGUUCUUGUUGGGGCUGUGGUUGGUCUCCUGCUGGGCCUUGACCGAGGCAGCAAUGUCUCCUGGACGAUACCGUUGACCAUCGCUUCUCUGUCUGCCUCGAUUGUCCUUUUGGUACUCUUCGUGGUGAUUGAAGUCUACUUCGCCGCCGAGCCAUUUGCCCCUGGCCAUAUCAUCUUCAACCGGACCUUUUUUGCCAGCUAUUGCUGUAACUUUUUCAGCUUCGGAGGUUGGAUAUCAGGACUCUUCUUCAUACCCCUGUAUUUCCAGGCUGUGGAUGGCGUGUCCGCUACGGUUUCUGGUCUGCGCCUUCUCCCAAGUAUAUUGGCUGGUGUCACUGGAUCUCUCUUCGCUGGCUACGUUAUGAAGUGGACAGGAAAGUACUACUGGCUUACGAUUAUCGCAUACGGCCUCCUGACUGUGGGCCUUACCAUCAUUUACUUUUUCUCGGGCGGACUGACAGAGAGACUUGUCCCUCUAAUUCUUGGUAUGGUGUGUUGCGCAUUUGGAAAUGGUAUUGGUGUGACGACGACCUUGAUUGCCCUGAUCUCAAACGCGACUCCCGAGGACCAGGCUGUUGUUACUGCCUGUUCAUACCUCUUCCGCUCGUUGGGCUCUGUCAUCGGUGUCUCGCUGUCCUCGACUGUGGUCCAGCAGGUUCUCCGUACCCGGCUCAUCUCCGCCCUGCAUGAUAGCAGGGAUAUUGACCGCAUCGUUGAAGGGGUGCGACAGAGUCUGGACUACAUCAAGACACUUGAUCCGGCAGUCGGAAAGAUCGUCCGAGGCUGCUAUGGAGCGGCAACCAACAAGGGCUUCGCCUUUAUGGUUGGCGUAGUCUUCUUCUCCCUUGUGAGCAGUUUCUUCAUCCGUGAGCGCAGGUUAAGUGGGUAA